This is a messenger RNA of Microthlaspi erraticum, 402 nucleotides long. The record is from the annotation of a GenBank genome assembly. NCBI's taxonomy places the organism in Eukaryota, Viridiplantae, Streptophyta, Magnoliopsida, Brassicales, Brassicaceae.
AUGGAUUUCAUCAAGACCAGUUCCCUGCGUGCUCUGAUUGAGUUAACUUUCCAACGCAACUGGAAUGGCCUCAUUUGGAUGAGUAGAAAAGGAGUUAUAACCAAAAGAGUGAAGACUGUCCAGACGGCUCUAUCGAGAAACAGCGCCCAACCGCGCAGUCCGGCUGGCCGAGGAACGAUGUUCCGCGCUCGGCCAAAGUCGUCCGUCCGUCUGAAGUCUCGGCCAAAGUCCAAAACCACUCGGCCGAUCACGCAUCACGACCCGGGAAACUCAAGCCCGCGGUCGGCCACGCCACAACCGCCACGCCACCCGCGCACGACCAAAGCGCGCGAGCCGGGAAAAGCCUCGCGGCCGCGCAACCGCUUCCGUACCACGCCGAACGCUCCGUCCGACCGGGAGUAA